AUGUCCUCCCUUCUUUCGCACAAGAGUGUGCGCGUCGCCAAGCCUACCCGAGGCCACCAGCCCGUCGGCGAGACGGGCCAGAUCCGGCCGGAUCAUGAAAUGGUGGACCGCUUGCAGCAGUGGAAACACAUUGCGAAGAGCCUCCUGCACUACUACAAGGGUCUCGCCGAGAUCGAGCAUGCCUCUGCAAGGUCGACGUCCGCCUUGCAGGAAACCAUCCAGGUCCCCUUCCACGAGGGCCACGUUUUCUCGCCCGAGGGAUGGCAGGCGGUUCUCUACGAUGUCCGCGACAACACCAAGCUUCUCGCUGAGCGACACACCAACUUUGCUUCGACUAUCGAGCGUACGGUCGUGAAGGAGCUGGAGAAUGUUCGCAGCAACAUCAAGUCGCAGAUCACGGUGGUGGAGAAGGAGGCUUCGGCGUUGGCCGAUGAGGUUGAGCGCGAGCGCGAGACGUCGAAGCACCACCUCACCGGGCUUCAGCACGGCAUCGACACCUUCGAGAACAGCGCGACGCAGAUGCUCCCGCAGAAGGACCCCUACCUCUCGCACCACAUCGUCCAGAACCAGCUGAAGAAGCAGGUUCACAAGGAGAACGACCUCCAGGCUGCCCUCAUCCGCUUCCAGCAGCAGCAGCCCGCGUUCGAAGAGGGCAUCUCGAAGCAAAUCCAGUCCGCAUGCAGGCUCUACGAGGAGGCCCGCCAGACCCACGUCCAGGAGAUCGACGAGCUCCAGAAGACGAUCGCCACCGCUCUCCAGCGCAUCGAGCCCGACUUUGAGUGGAAGUACUUUACGUCGCGCACGGAGAACUCCCUCAUCGACCCCGAGACUCCGCUCCGCUCGAUCGAGGCGAUCCAGUUCCCCGGCCAGAACCACGCCUCGACUUCGCCGCUCAAGGAGGGCUACCUCGAGCGCAAGAAGCGCUUCUCGAAGAAGUACACCGAGGCGUACUACGUCCUGACGCCGUCGGGAUACCUCCACGAGCGCAAGUCGUCCAACCCGCAAGACACCACCGCCCCCACCUUCUCGCUCUUCCUCCCCGAGUGCACGCUUGGCGCUCCCGCGAAAGAAUCCUCCCGCUCGCACAAGUUCUUCGUGUCAGGGAACCGCGCCCACCGGUCUAGCGCGGAGACGAAGCUCAAGAACACGCUUCGCUUCGGCGGCAAGGAGAUUGCGUACACCUUCCGCGCCCGCACCCAUGCCGAGAUGAUGGCGUGGUGGGAGGUCCUUGACCAGCUCUCGCGCGACACCAAGACGGACCGCGAGCCGACGCAGAAGGUCCAGCGCGACCCGGUCGGCCUCGCCGUCUCGCAGGUCGGCUACGCCCAGCCCGACUCGGCCACCACCCACACCGCUCACUCGGUCGCCAGCGUUCCCGGAACGACCACCGAGACUGUCGAGCCUGAGCAGGCUCGCAGCACCACUACCGGCACGAGCGUCCACCACGCCGAGGACGAGGACAGUGAGGAGGGCGGCGGAUCGUCGGAGGAGGAGUACGCUUCGGACGACGAAAUGGCCAUCGCUCGCACUGCGCCUUCGACCCCUCACCCCGCCACGGCCACAUCGACGACCAACCCCGUCGAGGAGUCGGCUUCGCUCUACAUGAAGAGCGAGACCCUCCCCGCCUACGUCGGCUCCGGCACUGGCGUCCCCGAGAAGGCUGCUCUCGCCAACGACCUCAAGGGGGCUCCCAUCCUCGGCGCUCCCAUCGGCAGCAGCGCACCCGAAGCCUCGACCUCGGACGCCCACACCCACGGCGAGACUCAUGUCGAGACGUCGGGCGAGUCGGCCGCUCCCGCGACGCUCGCGACGACCUCGUCUGCGUCGUAA
Messenger RNA from Rhodotorula toruloides NP11, 1830 nucleotides. Its product is annotated as PH domain containing protein. The record is from RefSeq and is a predicted model, not a curated record. Bases 1 to 1830 code for a protein of 609 amino acids. The transcript has 6 exons. NCBI's taxonomy places the organism in Eukaryota, Fungi, Basidiomycota, Microbotryomycetes, Sporidiobolales, Sporidiobolaceae.